Sphaerodactylus townsendi is the source of this 1230-nucleotide messenger RNA. Its product is annotated as basic proline-rich protein-like. Lineage: Eukaryota; Metazoa; Chordata; Lepidosauria; Squamata; Sphaerodactylidae. The transcript has 2 exons. Bases 1 to 1230 code for a protein of 409 amino acids. The record is from RefSeq and is a predicted model, not a curated record.
AUGGAGGUGGGGGAGCGGGAAGGGUCUGGCCCCCGCAUCCCCCCCAGGCCGGGCGGAGUCUCUGCCCAAUGGGAGGCCCUCCUGCCCAAGAGGGGGCGGGUAGUAGCCCCAAGCACGUGCCCCGCAGGCCCACGGAGAGAGCCCGGCCCGCCGCCGCCCUGUUGCCCGCCCCGUGCCAGCUCGGAAAGGGGUGCGGGAAGGAGGGGGCGAAGCGACGGGCCUCCGCCGGUAACCAGGCCCCGCCGAGCGCAGCGCGCGCCUCCCAAGGCUCCCUCUCCGCCGCCCCGCGGAGCCCGAGCCAGGGAAGCCCCCAGACCCGCCGCCCGCCGUCCAGUCCCGCCCACCCCCGGAGGAGCCUGGCGCGCUCGUCGUACUCGGCAGGCAGCCGGCCCCCAGUGGCGGCGGGGAUCCCCGCAAGGGAGCGGAGUCCAGCGCCCCGGCCCGGCCGGCCUCCAGGGCUGCCGCGGCCUGCCUGCCUGCCUGCUGCCGCCGGGCAGCCCAGGCCGGGGCGCAGGAGUGAGGCGCGGGCGGGCGGCCAUUCGACGCGGGGCCCGGCCUGCAGACCGGAGGGCGGCCCGGCGCGGAAGGCGGGCCGGGGCUGACUCAGGCCUCAGGAAUGCGCCCUCGGAAGAAGAGCCAGGCGCGGCGCCCGCCCGUCAACCCGCCCGCCGGGGACUCACCUCCGCUGGACCGGACCGGGGGCUCGACCCAGGAGGGGCCCAGGGCCAAGGCGCGCCCCGGCAGGCCAGGCCUCCUCCUCGGCGCCCCUUCCCAUUCGGGCGCGCCAAGCAGGGAGGCAGCGCCGGGGCCGGCCUCUCCCCGGACAGCGCGCCCUCUGCAGCGCCGCCGGACACGCCGCCCACCCCCCCACCCCGACCCCGGGCGCGCCGGCUGAGCCUCCUCCUCCUGCGGGAGCAGCGUUGGCCCCUGUCGAGCAGCAGGCCUUCCCGCCACCACCGGGGAUCGCUCGGUGCCAGCUUCGGCCGGCCCUUGCCCGGAGGGCGCCCCCUCCCCCAGUUCCUGCACUUGCCCGGGCGGUCGUGGGGCUGGAGUCCGUCCGGUGGUCACUGUGCUCCUCCGGGCGGCCUCCCGGGCCCCGCUGGUCUUCCAUGCUGUGGCCGAGCUGGUCCCCCUGGGCUCUGGGACACCCCCCCCCCCGGGCUGUUUAUGGCCCCCACCAGAUGCUGCCAGCGGCUGCCGGAUCCGACUCCAUCAUUUGGGGCCUUUUAG